AUGCCCAACCCGCCCUGCAUCAAGUGCCCGAGCGGGGUCCGCUCCUGCACCUCCGAACGACUGCAGAUGCAAAGAGGCUACAUGAUCUCGAAGGCCAACAUGACCCAGCGCUACCACUGCCCGAAUGCCAUCGCCUGCCCAGGCGGAGACCUUCCAGAGGAGCUGGUGCCCAUGUGCUCGCCGGGCUACAGCGGCUUGGGCUGUACCGAUUGCAUUGAAACCCACGGCUCCGCGGACAACACGGUGCUGUCCUGCGUGCCCUGCGCCACCUCCGUGUCCAAAUGGGCUGUGCAGGCGUUCUACAGCAUUGUCAAGGAUGCGGUGAUCUUUGCGCUGGCCAUCUCCAGCGUGAUGACUGCCGGCUCGGAGGCGAUGCACUCCACCGUCCUCUUGAAUCAGCUGAUGUCGUUUGCCACAGUGGCGGGCACAGCACUCUCCGCCGUCAUGCAAACCAGCACUUUCUCGAAGCUAAGCGAAAGCUUGCAGAACCUGUUGGUGGGCUCGGGCAUCAUGGUGGACGUUGCACAGGGGGGCCAGAGCGGUGGACUGUCUACCAGCUGCCUUGCGGAGUUCGUGGGCCUGCCGAAGACGUUGUGGAUGGCCCACAUCCUGCGGUCCGCCACGCCCGCGGUGUUGAUCGCCUUUCUGAGCAUCUACAAGGACCCCUGGCUUGCCCUGGUGGUCGGGACAAACUGCUUCUUGCCCGAGUUCUGCGCCGGCUUCGGCAAGUACUUGGUGUGCUUCCGCGUCGAGAAGGAGAGGAGAGGUGGAGAGCUGAUGUGCAGCUUCUUACCCGACAUUCCCGUGGCGACGGCCCUGAUCACAGGCAUGAUCAUCCUCUGCUUCUUGGUGGGCGUUUGCGGCUGGAUGCUUGCAGCCUCCUCCAAGACGACCCCGAAGCCGCCUCACGUGGUGUACUUGACCAACGCCUACAAGGAAGAGUUUGCAGCUUGGGAAGUCGAGCGCUUGGUGCGAAAGAUGCUGCUCACUUUGGUCGGCGCCGUGCUGCCCAUCACCUUGGCGCCGGCGCUCCAGCUGGCCUGCCUCAGCGUGAUCCUCGUCCUGUCCCUGGUCGCGUACCUGCACCUCCUCCCGUACAAGGAGAAGGCCUUCAACCUGAUCGAAGCGGCGCUGCUUUCGGAUGCGCUGAUCGUGACCGCCCUCUCCAACUCACUCUUGGCCAACGACUCGAACUGGGCGAAGACGGAAGCAACCAACCAGCUCCUGCUUUUCGUCACUGCGCUGCUGGCCACUGCGGGGGCUGGAGGCAUGCUCCUUCUUCUCAUCCGUGCUCAUCUCCGCGAGCACGCAGCGGGAGCGAAGUCGCCAGAAGCCUCUGACUAA
Molecule: messenger RNA, 1344 nt
Organism: Symbiodinium natans
Lineage: Eukaryota; Dinophyceae; Suessiales; Symbiodiniaceae
Source: the annotation of a GenBank genome assembly